AUUCGAGUGUCGCGCGCGGUUAACGGAAAACGCGCUUAGUAGCUGCAGCAGUUAAACAGAUUAACUUGCAUAAAAAAUAAAAGUAAUUUUUUAAUUUAAAACUAUGAAGGAAGCAGAGCUGGCCAAACAAUAUGCAAACUUUCCUGAUAUACAACGCGCUGAGGUAAAGAAAUUGCUGGACUGGAUACACGCUCAGCCGCACAUCUCCGCUGAGUUCUCGGAGGCGGAGGCGUUGCACUUUUUCUAUGCCUGCAAGUACAGCAUGGAGGUGUCCAAGCAAGUGCUGGACACUAAUCUCACAGCACGCACGCAUAUUGAGGAUUUCUUUGUAAAUCUGGAUGCGGAAAGCGCUGAGAUUAAACGCGCUAUGAAAACGGCCGCUGUGUUGCCGCUGCCAGGUGCUACGCCCGAGGGCUAUCGUGUUAUCAUAGGCAAGCUGGAUGAUCUGAAUGCAUCCAAUUUCAACUACGCUGACUGCAUGAAACUCUAUUGCAUGAUAUUCGAUUAUUGGAUGUAUGAGGAUGGCAUUCAACCAGGACAUGUUAUUGUUAUAGAUCUCAAGGGUGUAACGCUGGGGCAUGUGGCACGUAUUGGCUUGCUGCAAAUGAAAAAGUUUCUGUUCUACUUGCAGGAAGCUGCUGCCAUACGUCUGAUUGGUUUUCAUUUCAUCAAUAUUGUGCCGUUUAUGGACAAAAUACUGGCACUAAUGAAUCCUUUUAUGAAAAAGGAACUUACUAGCAUUUUAUAUUUGCACAACGAUCUGCAGGACUUUUACAAAUUCGUGCCGCAGCAAAUGUUGCCCAAGGACUAUGGCGGUCCACUGGAAGCAACGAGCACAGCCAAGCUGCUUUAUUACAACAAACUAACGACUGAUCGCAAGCAAAUGCUGCAGUUUGAAAAACGACAUCAGGUUAACGAAAAGCUGCGUCCGGGCAAACCAAAGAAUGCCUCCGAUCUGUUUGGCAUUGAGGGUAAUUUCAAAAAGUUGGACAUUGAUUAAUGAACUUUCAAAGUUAUUUUGGUUUAUGUGUGGUAUUGGUUUUUGGCUAAUAAAGUUUUAGCUUUGUUUUAUUUUGUUCAACCUAUCGUUGUUUUAAAUUCAUUUGCAUGUCUGUCUUACAUAAAAUUGAUGCGUUGUAGUUAAAGUUAAACUUGCCUUACAAACUAAAAUGCUAUUAAAUUAGCUGCUCAUUCUACGAGCAUAGUAUAUAUAAGUAGUUAAACCAUCAGAUGGAUACUUAAUUAAGUUACAGAGAGUGAGCAAAUUAUCAC
Messenger RNA from Drosophila busckii, 1272 nucleotides. RefSeq names its product alpha-tocopherol transfer protein-like. The transcript has 5 exons. Gene Ontology annotation, cellular component: membrane. Lineage: Eukaryota; Metazoa; Arthropoda; Insecta; Diptera; Drosophilidae. The record is from RefSeq and is a predicted model, not a curated record. Gene Ontology annotation, molecular function: phosphatidylinositol bisphosphate binding. The coding region runs from base 104 to 1000 and encodes 298 amino acids.